Erythranthe guttata (spotted monkey flower) is the source of this 2799-nucleotide messenger RNA. The record is from RefSeq and is a predicted model, not a curated record. Lineage: Eukaryota; Viridiplantae; Streptophyta; Magnoliopsida; Lamiales; Phrymaceae.
AUGGCCGGAAGCCGGACGGCGGCGGUGGUGUUUUUGCUCUUGGCGGCGUCGGCGUCGCUGUGUACAGCUGUGAGCGUGGAUUACGACGGGCGGGCGUUGGUCAUCGACGGCAAGCGUAGGGUUUUGGUCUCCGGAUCCAUUCAUUAUCCACGUAGCACCCCCGAUAUGUGGCCGGAUUUGAUAAAGAAAUCGAAAGAUGGAGGAUUGGAUAUUAUCGAGACUUACGUCUUCUGGGACAUGCACGAACCAGUUCGAGGCCAGAAUAAUAAUGAUAAUGAUGACGACGACGAUAAUAAUCAAGUAAAAUUUUGGCAGUACGAUUUUACCGAAAGAAAAGAUUUGGUGAAAUUCGUAAAGCUGGUUGCUGAAGCUGGUUUAUACUUGCAUCUCCGUAUCGGUCCUUAUGUUUGUGCCGAAUGGAACUAUGGUGGAUUCCCUCUGUGGUUGCAUUUUCUACCCGGUAUUCAGCUUCGUACCGACAAUGACGUAUACAAGGCUGAAAUGCAGCGAUUUACGGCCAAGAUUGUGGGCAUGAUGAAGCAGAACAAUUUGUAUGCAUCGCAAGGCGGUCCCAUUGUUUUGUCUCAGAUCGAAAACGAGUACGGAAACAUUGACUGGCAGUAUGGUUCGAGUGCGAAACCUUAUAUUGAUUGGGCUGCACAAAUGGCAACCUCGAUGAACACGGGUGUUCCAUGGGUUAUGUGCCAGCAGAACAAUGCCCCUGAUCCCAUGAUAAACACUUGCAAUGGAUUCUACUGUGACCAAUUCACCCCUAAUUCGCCUUCGAAGCCGAAGUUUUGGACUGAACUAUGGAGUGGAUGGUUUUCUGCAUGGGGAAAUCCGGUGCCGUACAGACCGGUCGAAGACGUUGCGUUUGCUGCAGCGCGGUUUUACCAGAACAACGGAACCUUGCUCAACUAUUACAUGUACCACGGUGGAACUAACUUCGCCCGAACUUCUGGUGGACCCUUCAUCACAACUAGCUACGAUUAUGAUUCUCCAAUCGAUGAAUAUGGUCUUCUUAGGCAGCCAAAGUGGGGCCACUUGAAAGAUCUACACAAGGCUAUAAAACUCUGUGAAGAGGCAAUGGUGUCAACAGUCGGUAAUACGACUAGUCUCGGCCAGAAUUUGGAGGUUACUGUUUAUAAAGCUGAAUCAGGCGAAUGUGCAGCGUUUCUUGCCAAUUUCGAUUGGCAGUUAGACGCAACGGUGACCUUCAACGGCAAUUCUUACGACUUGCCGGCUUGGUCCGUCAGCAUAUUACCCGACUGCAAGAAUGUAGUGUACAACACUGCUAAGGUGAAUGCUAUAACAGCCCUCACAAAGUUUGUGCCACAAAGCGGUUCGAAUUCUUCGGUUGUAUCCCUCUCGAGCUGGAGUUGGUUUAAGGAACCUGUCGGAAUUUCACUCAACAACGAAGCGUUCGUUUUACCUGGUUUGGUUGAGCAGAUUAACACUACUGCUGACAAGAGUGACUUCUUGUGGUACUCUUUGAGUAUCGAUCUAAACGCUAACGACCCUUUGCUUAAAGAAGGAUCUCAGAUACUACUUCAUCUCGAUUCCGUUGGACACGGACUUUACGCUUUCGUCAAUGGCGAUCUUGCAGGGAGUGGAAAAGGCAGUAGCAGCAACAACAAGUUUUCGAUGGAUGUUCCGAUGAAUUUGGAACCAGGAAAUAAUACCAUUGAUCUAUUGUGUUUGACUGUCGGGCUAUCGAAUUACGGAGCAUUCUUCGAUACGUACACAGCUGGAAUCGGCGGUCCGGUGCAGUUCAAAGGCUUAGCCAAUGGCUCAACCAUUGAUCUCUCCCCACAACAAUGGACUUAUCAGGUUGGUCUGAAAGGCGAACAAUUAGGCCUAUCUAACGGAGUUUCCGGACAAUGGGAUUCCCAGCCUGCUCUUCCUAAGAACACACCGCUAACAUGGUACAAGACAACAUUCUCUGCUCCAGCUGGCAAUAGCCCUGUUGCGAUCGACUUCACGGGAAUGGGAAAGGGGCACGCAUGGGUUAAUGGACACGGAAUCGGGCGCUAUUGGCCAGCCAACGUCGCUCCGUCGAACGGAAACUGCGCGGACACAUGCAACUACAGAGGAUCAUACUCCAACAACAAAUGUCUUAAAGGCUGCGGAAAGCCAACUCAGCAGCAAUAUCACGUGCCGCGAUCGUGGCUCAAGCCAACCGGAAAUACCCUAGUGGUGUUGGAGGAAAUCGGAGGCGAUCCGACGAUGAUAUCUUUCGCCACAAGAGAGCUAGGACUCCUCUGUGGCAAAGUCUCCGAAAACUACCCUGCACCCCUCGAUUUGUGGGACUCUAACUACUUGACACGUGUCACGAAACCGACGCUUUUACUGGAAUGCCCUUCUCCAUCACAAGUCAUAAAGAGACUACAGUUUGUGAGCUUCGGAAAUCCGCAUGGAGGAUGUGGCGGUUACACACACGGCCGAUGCAGGAGCAACCGUGCUCGACGCGUUAUUCACAGGGCUUGCACGGGGAAAACGAAAUGCAGUAUCGAUGUAACGGUGGAGAAUUUGGGUGAUCCUAACUGUGGAAAUGUGACAAAGAGUUUAGCUGUUGAAGCUUUCUGUGGUUAAUUAUUUGAUUUUCCAGCUUGCCAAUGUAAUAAAAUUUGUACAUCAAAUUUAGAAUCUGUAUAUAAAUAAAUUGCAAAUAAAAGAUUUUAUUUCCCCAUGUUAUUUCUCAUAUUUGUAAAGUAUAAGUCCACACAAGUCACAACACUUGUUACAGUUUAUUAAUUAUUAAUUUAAGCAAGCAACAAUUUUUAUUAUAUAGCAAUUUGU